Molecule: messenger RNA, 1577 nt
Organism: Zea mays
Lineage: Eukaryota; Viridiplantae; Streptophyta; Magnoliopsida; Poales; Poaceae
Exons: 3
Coding region: 194-1231 (345 amino acids)
Source: RefSeq, a predicted model, not a curated record
AUGCCGUGUACUCGUGUCUCUCCUCAAGAAUAGCCUUGCCGCGCGCGGAACGCCCAGAGGGCGCAUCCUCCCAAUCCCACUCCGCAUGUUCGGCCGUCCCUGAGGGAUCGCCCACCGCAACAACUACACGCCGCGGCGCACCGCCGCCGCGCCGGCUGGGGAACGACGGCGACGCAUAUAUCAUCCAUCCGAGAUGGAGCUGUUCGAGCGCGCGAGGACGGUGCGGCUGCGGAGCCACCACGACAAGUACCUGUACGCCGACGAGGACGAGGUGCACGUGAUCCAGGACCGGAACGCGGCGUCCCCGAACGCGCGGUGGGUGGUGGAGCCCGUGCCGCACUCCCCCGGCGUGCUCCGCCUCCGCGGCCGCUACGGCCGCUACCUCUCGGCCUCCAACGAGCCCUUCCUCCUGGGCGGCACGGGGCGCAAGGUGCUGCAGACGCUGCCCCACCGCCUCGACUCCUCCGUCGAGUGGGUGCCCGUGCGCGACGACGCCGGCAGCAACGCGCACGCCCGCGCCGUGCGCCUCCGGACGCGAUACGGCAACUUCCUCCGCGCCAACGCGGGGCUCCCGCCGUGGCGGAACUCCGUCACCCACGACGUCCCGCACCGGCACACAGGGUGGGUGGUCUGGGACGUCGAGAUCUUCCAGGCGCUCCCGCCGCCAACGGGGCCCGAUUCCUCAUCGUCCUCCGCCGCCGCGGAAACCGACGCCGACGCCUUCGCGUCCUCUCCGGCUCCGUCGUCGUCGUAUAACAACAAAGCGCCGCACUCUUCGGCUCCGUUACCAACGUCGGCGCUGAGGCCGCCGCCCCCUCCCGCGCACCACCGCGAAGAGAACUUGGUUCCGUUCAAGGGGCAGCCCGCGCCGCCGCCGCCGGGCUACAUCGCACCACCCGCUCCGGGAUUUUACAGGCUCGAGUCGACGGAUUCCUUCUCCGUGCCGCUGCACAAGGUGGAGGGGCGAGCGGUCCACUACCACAUCGGGGACAGCGACGGGGAGGUGAGGCCGGACGAGGAGCCGCACUACUUAACGUUCAACGGAACUAGCCUGGAGGAGCUGCUGGAGAGGCUCAAGGAGGAGACGGGGCUGCACGACGUCAUCAUGUGCUCGCGCAGCCCCAUCAACGGGAAGCUCCUGCCGCUCCGUCUGCAGCUGCCGCCCAACAACGCCGCCGUGCAUAUCGUGCUUGUGCAGGAGUCAUCAAAUGUGGCAAAAACUUUUGCUUGACCAGUUGACCAUCCCGUUCACAAAAUCAUCUGAUCGAAGAUGGUGGAAGCAACAGCUUGUGUAUCAAAUGCAGAAUUGUUCAACAAUUGUGUAUGCAUUAACUUUUUGAUCAAACCGGUUCCAGUGUGGCGGCUAACACAAGCAAGUGUCCUUCUGCCUCUUGCUGUUCUCAUUCAUCAUCUCGUAUUUGCUUUGUCUGUAGAUAUGUGCCAUCUAAUUCUCAAGAUUCAUAGUGAUCUGUAUAGAUAAUAAGGACCCUUGAAAUUUUCUGUGUUGUUAAUUUUUUUUUCAUUUCUUGAAAGGAUUCUUGAAAGUUAAUAUACAUGUUGUGUGUUGCCCUUGUUAA